This is a messenger RNA of Xyrichtys novacula (pearly razorfish), 3635 nucleotides long. The record is from the annotation of a GenBank genome assembly. NCBI's taxonomy places the organism in Eukaryota, Metazoa, Chordata, Actinopteri, Labriformes, Labridae.
AUGCGUGCGCUGGUCCUGGUCCUGGUGCUGGAGUCUGCUUUGUGGGGGGUCCACUCCUGUCCAGCUGCAUGUUCCUGCUCAUAUGGGACAAGUGGGAACGCAGAGCUCAGGUCCAGUGAGGCAGGCUUCACUCUUACCUGUGUCUGUGUGUGUGUGUGUGUGUGUGUGUGUGUGUGUGUGUGUGUGUGUGAGACCGUUUUUAUUUAUAUAUUUACUUACUUACUGACUUUCUUAUUUCCUUCAUUAUUUAUUUAUAAUGAGAAUCUUCCUCUGAGUAUGUUUGUGGACCAGCAGAGUAAGGCUGUGCGAUAUCAAAUGUUUUUUUUUUUUUGCUGAUGUGAUCUGAUCUCAAAAGUGUAAUAAUGCAAAUAUUUUUUCGUGUCAGAAUGUUGUUGUUGUUAUUUUUAUUUUUUUUGAUAAUUUUAAUGUUCAGGUGCAUCUGAAUUUUUAAUUUAAAUCCACAUAUCUAUACACACACAGACACACACACACACACAUAUAUAUAUAUAUAUAUACACACACACACACACACACACACACACACACACACACAUAUAUAUAUAUAUAUAUAUAUAUAUGUAUAUACAAAGCAUCAAAAGUUAAACAAAAAUGACUGGGUUCACUCAAUGUGUAGUGGACAUUAAAACGUGACAGUUUACUUUCACAAAACAAGAAAAAAUAAACUUUUUUAUAAUAUGCUUUGAUCGAAAAACUGUUGAAUAACUGGAGGCAGACACAAUCAAUACAUUAAGCAGAAACACAGAAGUGUUCCUCACUUGAUUGUGGGUUUCAGAGUCGGUUAUCCUUGUUUUCUCUGUCUUCUCGGUCUCAGUCUUCAUUAUUUUCAAAUGUGGUCAACAGACAGUUUAAACAAGUCAUAUCUGCAAUUGGUUUCAUCCUUAUUAUGCUUCUGCUGUCCUUGCAUAGUUUCAGUAUCACAAAAUCCUUAUCCUCUUUGUGAAGCCACACUCCUGGAAAUUAACAUCCUAUUUACAAAGGUGCUGAGUGUGAAUGUAUGAAAUGGAGGAUAAUUCAGUGGGAUAAAUGAGGUAUGAAAAAUUACCAUAUUCCACAUGAUAAAUAAUGGUGUACGAAUUGCUAUAUUAAAAAUGGUAUUGCACACAAGUGAGACAGUAUGUGUUAUAUACCUUUAUUUAGUGAAUACAGAAAACUUUUGCUAAAAUUCUAGCUUAUAUUCAGCAUUGGCCUCAGCAUAUUGGAAAUGAUGACUCUAACUUCAACUAACCUACAAACAGACAAAAGGAAAAGGUUGAUCCAGGCUGUAACCUGUGAUCUCAAAUGAUGAAUCAAGUGUCAAGUGACAAAAAUUGUAAUACUGCAAGUCUCCACCAGAGGCUGGCUGCAGAGGCACCAUAAGCCACAUACACACCCAUUUAGAGAAGUCCUUCCUUUACAGGAAAUAACCAUGUUUACAGCCAAAAACUUAUUAUUUGAUAUGUUGAGGUUAUGAGGUUUACAUCACUGGAGGCAUCAGUUGAUUGACACUGAAGCUGUUCGCAAGGAGGCUAAAGCCUCUUCGCCUCUUGCUAGGUGGACCAAAAGUUAGGCGUAAUGUGUUCAAUAUGAUAACCAACUUUUUUUUUUUUUUUUUUGUAGAGCCCAAUAUAGUUUGUGUUGACAGAGCUUAGCAUCCCAAUCCUAAACCCACCCAUGGUCUUAGCUGCCUUCUGUCACUGUACCCACAACACUCUUAAGUGGAAAUAGUUCAGAUUUUGGAUGACCACUUCACUUCAAUGUCUCUGUCUUUAACUCUGCAGGUCUGUGCGAUGCAGCGAUCCAGGAAUCUCAGCUGUUCCCAUCAACAUCCCUUCUGACACUGUCAAACUGCGUCUGGAGAAGACCCUAAUCUCCAGGGUCCCCCGGGCAGCCUUCUACAACCUGUCUGACCUGCGCUUCCUGUGGCUCAACUACAAUUCCAUCACCUCCAUCCACCCCAGCAGCUUUGUCAACCUGAAGGCCCUGAGAGAGCUGCGACUCGACGGAAACCUCCUCUCCUCCUUUCCCUGGGAGGGGCUACGGGACAUGCCCCGCCUCCAGACCCUGGGUCUCCAUAACAACCGUCUGUUCAGCCUCCCUGCUCACGCCUCCCUGUUUCUCCCCAACAUCACCUUCCUGGACCUGUCCAGCAACAGGUGUGAACAAAACCACAUAAAGGCAGGAGCUGUAGGUGUGAGAGUUACUCACUCUCUCUCUCUCUCUCUCUCUCUCUCCCCACAGGUUGACUGUGUUACCUGCCGAGCUGCUUGACCUCUGGUUUCCUCCUCCAGGACAGCAGGAAGGACUGCUCCAGAGAAGGAUUCUGGGUACAUCCUAGUUCUUAGAUUUACAGAACUGCUUGAGUUGACAUAAAUAAAAUAUCAUGUGCUGAAAAUUAGUCAUGACUAACAUCUCAGUGUGAGUCUCACUGUAACCAAGUCAUGUUGUUAUACAGGUCUCCAUGACAACCCCUGGUUAUGUGACUGCCAGAUCUCCAUGAUAAUGUCCCUGUCCAUGUCUCUGGGGAGUCCUGUGGUCCUGAUGGACCAGUUGCUGGUCUGCAGCUGGUCCAUGGAUCAGUCAGGGAGUCUCCUGACUCAGUCUGAGCUGUCUCGUUGCAUGAGGCCAUCUAUCCAGCCUGUGGCCACCAGAGUCAUCUCUCCACUGGGCAGCAACGUCAUCCUGCGCUGUGAAGCCACUGGGUACCCCACACCCACCCUGACCUGGGUCAAAACCUCAGCCUACACAGGUGAGUGGUCCAGGAUCUCUGUCAGGUCUUGAGGUCAUAUUACUGACCCCUCAACAUCAGUCCAGCACUGUUUUUUUUUUUUUUUUUUUGGUUCUUCAGCAGAUUGCUUUAGAAACAGUAUCUUUGAGAGUUCUGACGAGUUACCCAGGAACCUGGAGAGCUGUGAGUGUUGUCUUCUUAAUCUCCUUCAACCAUAAAACACCCCCAACAAACUCUGCAGGUUUACUGUGAAAGCCCUAAACUAUCCUUUAGAUCCUAUCCUAUAGCUUAGAUCCUGUGUUUCUCUGUGUUGAAGUUAUACAGGAAUCUCCUCGAGUCGGGGUCCGCUGGUCCAUCAUCAUUCUGAACGGGUUAUCUUACAAAGACGCGGGUGAAUAUCGCUGCCAGGCCAGGAAUAUGGCUGGGUUAUCCGAAGCCCCAAUCAAACUGAAGGUGGUGGGGGUCACCAGGCUGUCCCGCCUUCCAAAGAGAAAGUACCUGAAGACUCCGCUCAAACUAUCAGCAAGAUACAGGAAGCUGAACCAGGCUGCAUCCCCAUCCAUCAGAAGCUCCUCAGUGAAGGAGAACCAGAUCCUCCAAAACAUCUCCUCACCUUCUGUUAACAAAAAUCAGACCGUCAAUCGGGAGUCCAAAGAAGUCCUCCUGGACGGGAUACGCAAAAUGAACAUAACAGAAGUGAAGAAAUAGACGGUGACUCUCAGAAAGACUAUUAUAACUUCUACAGGGAACUCUGCACCUGCUCACAAAGACUUCAUGAGAUGAGGUUUUUGAGGGUCCAUUUUGGUGAUCAACAGGACAAAAAACCACGAGUUGUCAUUAUUAUCAGGUCAAUCUUUAGAUUUAGAGCGCCAGGCCUUUUUUCUGACUGUCUGCACUUAAACUAAAGCCC